UGCAGGUCAAGCCUUUUCAUUAAUUUAUUAUAAAUUUUUUCGUAUCAAUCACUCUCGUCAUGGACACCUGUGAAAAGCGUCGCUAUAUGCAACUGUAGUCCUUUCAUCCAUGUGUAUACUAGUAAGGUUAUGUUUAACAAUAAGAUUCAAUUAUUGUUGAUUAUUGUUGAAUCAGUAUGAAAUUUAUUACUAAUUCGAUUCAACCUUGUGCCGCCCGCAUUGGAACUUUAAUGGAAUUUGAAAGAAUUCCUGAUGUUAGUUUCGAAACUCCUCUUGUUCUUAUUUAUACGAAGAGUGGUUGUGUACCUCAUUUAACUAAAGAUGUUUUUAAAAUGGUCACCUCGAAUCAACAUAUGUUAUCUGUGUCACUUGCUUCCACAAUAUCAAUUGUUGAAUCAGUCAAAGAUACUAAUACUAAUUUAGCAAAUUUUAUUUGUAUGAAGGAAUAUAUAAAUUUUCUUACAAUACAUGACACAGCUCAACCUACACCUUCAGGUUUUCAGAAACUUGAUUCCAUCUCUUUAUGGGCAAGAAAUGGAAGACAAGUAUUAACAGCUGAUAAAUACAUGGAUAUUAUUGAGACAUUUAAACCAGAUUUUUAUGUUGCGUUAUGCGAUGGAGAUACUAAUAUCGAUAGUAAGAAAAAACGAACUAAAAAGGCUGCGCAACGUAGUAAGACAUUGUUUGAACAGUGUCUAGCUAGGCAUACCAAAUCUAAAAUCUUAGAAUCAGUAGGUAUAUUAGGUGCGAUCGAAGGUGGCUAUGAUAUAGAAACCAGAACAAUGUCUAUAAAUGAUUUAAAAGAUAAACCGAUAAUAGGAUAUGUGAUAGAUGGAUUGCAUAAUAAUGGACCAAAUGUGCAAAACAUUUCGUUAGAGCAAAUUAAAGAAAUAAUGAAACAUACUGCUAGUCUUUUACCUAUUGAAAAACUUAAAGUAUCAUUGGGUUGUUGGAAUCCGCUUACGGUAUUAGAUCUUAUCGAAUUAGGUGUAGAUAUAUUUGAUACAUCAUAUCCGUACAUAGCUGUAGAGAAUUCAGAGGGUUUAACUUUUUUGUGCGACCACAGUACUUGUAAUAACGUGGCACAUGUGAUAGGGCUUGCAGAGAAGAGUUUUUGUGACAGAUACGAAGACGAUUUCUCUCCGAUAUGCUCUCACUGCGAAUGUCUUGCAUGUAAAAAUCAUACUAGGGCGUACUUACACCAUUUACAUAAUACCAAAGAAAUGCUUUGCGCAGUACUGUUGAUGAUACACAAUAUUCAUCAUUACCUCGAAUUUUUUAAAGCUAUUCGGGAAAAUAUACGAAACAAUACUUUCGAUCAGUACAAGAAAACAAUUACCUUAAAAUUUCCAAAGAGGAAUGUCGUUGGUACAAAUUCCACAGACGUAGAAGAUGUGAAAUCUACAGAUACAUAAUACGUUCUUAGGAAAUUAUUUAUUUAUUUCCAAACUUUAGUUUUACAAACAGAAUAAAACAGUAACAAUUAUUCAGGUAAAAAGUAUUAGUCUAUGUAAUGCAUUAUGAACUGGGUUAUCAGUUUCUAAUUGCGCGACCGCACAAUCACCACAAAUAUCAGUUCCAUCGAGGCAUUCUAUGCAAUGCCAUCUUGUACCUGUUAAAGGUUCUUCUCCACAGAUUGAACACUAUAAGGAGAGAAUCAUUAAACUUAUAUAUGUUUUUGAUACUCUAUCAAAAAUAAAAUGUGGUACCUUGUAUCCAAUAUGUUUAUAUUCGGGAGAAGAAUUAUCUUCUUUCUCGGCUUUCACUUGUCUUAAUAAUUCUAUAUGCCUUAAUUCAGGAUUAUCAUCGAUAAUACUAUUCCCGGCAUCAUCUUC
This is a messenger RNA of Colletes gigas, 1835 nucleotides long. RefSeq names its product queuine tRNA-ribosyltransferase accessory subunit 2. NCBI's taxonomy places the organism in Eukaryota, Metazoa, Arthropoda, Insecta, Hymenoptera, Colletidae. The record is from RefSeq and is a predicted model, not a curated record. Gene Ontology annotation, molecular function: tRNA-guanosine(34) queuine transglycosylase activity. The transcript has 7 exons. The coding region runs from base 177 to 1415 and encodes 412 amino acids.